Molecule: messenger RNA, 681 nt
Organism: Paramecium tetraurelia
Lineage: Eukaryota; Ciliophora; Oligohymenophorea; Peniculida; Parameciidae
Exons: 2
Source: RefSeq, a predicted model, not a curated record
AUGUAGAACAAAUAAGAGUUUAGUAAUGAAUAUAAAGUCAUGAAAGACAACAAAUUCCAAAAUAAGAUUACAAAUUUGGGAGGAGAAGAUACUAACAUGAUUUCCAUCACUUCUGCAAUAUAUGCAUUCCUUAAGGGGAGGAGUACUUUGAAAGAACCAAUAAGAAACACUUCGUAAUUCCAGAGGGAGAAAUAAAAUAAUAUAGAGCCUUAGAGAAUUAUUACGAUCAACCCAAGGCAAAUUGAGGCUGAUAGAUUGCUAUGCACAAAUGACAUUGACGGAGCAGUUCCAGGUUCUUUGCAGAGUCAGGCUGUCCGUAAUCACGAUGUAGCAUAGAAGCUGAGAAUAUAGAGAGAUGAGUAGAGAGCACAAAGAAAAAGAGCAUUAUAUCAAUCACAAAUAGAAUAGAGUUAGGAAGUCUAAGAAAGGGAAUCUCCAUCACCUUACAGAAAUAAAUCACUAUCAGUUCAAUUAUCCCCUGUAUAGCCGACCUAACCCUAUGAAUAUAUGAAUAAGCCUUUAAAACUACCUCCAGUAAGUGAUAGAAUCACGACUUACACAAAUCCAGCAAACAACAGCAAACUACAGUUGCGAUAGAACCAUCAAACAUUUUUGUCCUAGGAAUAGGAAAAGACUCUGAAGUUUAUAAAGAAGUAGCCAGCAUUGAGAUUAUUUGUUUGA